AUGAAGGUUACUGCUCUCCUCUUCACCCUUAUGGCUGCCACUGCCGUCAGUGCUUCAGUCUUGGAAACACGAGACACCUGCGGAAGCGGCUAUGGUGUUGACCAAAGACGUACAAACAGCCCUUGCCAGUCAUCCAACGGAGACAGACACUUCUGCGGUUGUGACAGGACCGGUGUUGUCGAGUGCAAAGGUGGAAAGUGGACAGAGGUUCAAGAUUGUGGCAGAGGUUCUUGCCGCGGUGGUACCCAGGGGGGAGCCAAAUGUUAG
Penicillium mononematosum is the source of this 267-nucleotide messenger RNA. RefSeq lists its product as uncharacterized. The coding region runs from base 1 to 267 and encodes 88 amino acids. NCBI's taxonomy places the organism in Eukaryota, Fungi, Ascomycota, Eurotiomycetes, Eurotiales, Aspergillaceae. The transcript has 2 exons. The record is from RefSeq and is a predicted model, not a curated record.